AAUAUGCAGAAGCAAGUUGAGGUCAGGAUGGACGAGAGCCACCUGGAGCCCAGAGUGGAAAACACAGAGAGCAUAUGUAGCUCACUGUGCAGCAAAAUCAUGAACAACAUGGUUCUUACCCUCACAAUCCUUGGUGUGUUUUUGGGUUCCAUUUCUGGAAUGCUGCUGCGGCACAUAUCCCCUCUCCCUCCCGAUGUUGUUAUUAUCAUCGCCUUCCCUGGGGAGAUCCUAAUGAGGAUGCUGAAGAUGCUUAUUCUGCCUCUUGUUGUUUCCAGUCUGGUCACAGGACUUGCCGGUUUGGAUGCCAAAUCUAGCGGCCGUCUGGGCACCCGGGCCAUGGUGUACUACAUGUCAACGACAGUGAUCGCAGCCAUCCUCGGGGUGAUCCUAGUGCUGCUCAUCCAUCCCGGGAACCCAAAGCUGAGGGCAAACAUGGGACAGGGGAGGAAGAAUGAUGAGGUGUCAAGCAUGGAUGCUUUCUUUGAUCUCAUCCGAAAUCUUUUCCCAGAAAACUUGGUGCAGGCUUGCUUUCAACAGAUCCAGACUGUAACCACCAAAGUACCUGUGCCCACUAACAGAACCAAAGCACCUCCACAGUUCACACUGAAGAGGUCGCUUCAGUUUAAGGGAGGGAUGAACGUCCUGGGUUUAAUUGGAUUCUUCGUUGCUUUCGGUGUUAUCAUGGGGAAAAUGGGAGAAAAGGCCAAGAUGAUGUUGGAGUUUUUCAAUGUCCUGAAUGAGAUUGUUAUGAGGCUCGUUGGCGCAAUUAUGUGGUACUCUCCUUUUGGUAUUGCAUGCCUCAUCUGUGGAAAGAUCAUCUCCAUCGCUGACUUGGAGGUGGUGGCCAGGCAGCUGGGAAUGUACAUGGUCACUGUGAUAGUGGGUCUCAUCAUCCACGGAGGAAUCUUCCUACCGCUGAUAUAUUUUAUAAUAGUGAAAGAAAACCCCUUCAAGUUCUUCAUGGGCAUAUUCCAAGCUUGGGUCACAGCUCUCGGGACAGCAUCCAGCGCCGGUACCCUGCCUGUCACAUUCAGGUGCCUUGAGGAGAACCUGGGCAUUGACAAGAGGGUGACACGCUUCGUCCUCCCAGUGGGCGCCACCAUCAACAUGGACGGCACAGCGCUCUAUGAGGCUGUGGCUGCCAUUUUCAUUGCUCAGAUGAACGGGAUUGCACUCGACUGGGGCCAGAUUAUUACCGUCAGUAUGACAGCCACUCUGGCCAGUGUUGGAGCAGCCAGUAUCCCCAGUGCUGGACUGGUGACCAUGCUUCUGAUCCUCACAGCAGUGGGUCUGCCCACUCAGGACAUCAGCCUGCUGGUGGCUGUGGACUGGCUGCUGGAUCGUUUCCGUACCUCAGUAAACGUGGUCGGGGACUCGUACGGAGCAGGCAUCGUGUACCACCUCUCCAAACAUGAGCUGGAUUCCUAUGACUCCCAGCAAACCCGGAUGGAGGACUUUGAGAUGUCAAAGUCACAAUCAUUUUAUGAAAAUAACACCAACCAGAAUGUAUAUGCUCACCACAACUCAAUCUUAAUAGACGACUGCAAGGUCACCAUGGGCAAAAAUGGGAAGACUGCAGAGUUCUCUCUUGUUGAGGAAGGACCGUGGAAAUGCGAGUAAAGCAGGUCCUGAUGCUGCUGCGCCUUACCCUGAGUUCCAACAGCUUUGAAUCUCUGCCGACACAAGUAGAAAACAACACCAUAAGAAAGAGAGGAAGAAUGUGAGUUAGUAAAUUCAACAAUACAGCAAGGACAGUCUCUCUAAGCUACCACCUGAGUAGCUAGCGGACCAAAUUACAACUGACUCAACAACUUGUAUAAAAUCUAAACAGAGACUGUAACAAAGAAAUACAUCUGAAGCCCUCAGUAAAGAAGAAUCACUUAUUCGGUUGACAAGACUCCUUAUGCGGUGCUGCUGCAAGCUUCCUGAUUUGUCAACAAAAGAAUUCUUCUACCAUGUGCAACUUUUUUUUUUCUUUUGUAUAAAAGCAUCUUGUUUGUAGCUUGAAGGGCAGAGAUGAUCUGUGGA
Notolabrus celidotus (New Zealand spotty) is the source of this 2028-nucleotide messenger RNA. It is a transcript of the gene slc1a2a, whose product is annotated as solute carrier family 1 member 2a. The coding region runs from base 4 to 1620 and encodes 538 amino acids. The record is from RefSeq and is a predicted model, not a curated record. Gene Ontology annotation, molecular function: glutamate:sodium symporter activity; L-glutamate transmembrane transporter activity; neutral L-amino acid transmembrane transporter activity. Gene Ontology annotation, biological process: L-glutamate transmembrane transport. Lineage: Eukaryota; Metazoa; Chordata; Actinopteri; Labriformes; Labridae. Gene Ontology annotation, cellular component: plasma membrane. The transcript is spliced from 10 exons.